Seriola aureovittata is the source of this 3460-nucleotide messenger RNA. It is a transcript of the gene metap1, whose product is annotated as methionyl aminopeptidase 1. The record is from RefSeq and is a predicted model, not a curated record. NCBI's taxonomy places the organism in Eukaryota, Metazoa, Chordata, Actinopteri, Carangiformes, Carangidae. Bases 16 to 1179 code for a protein of 387 amino acids. The transcript is spliced from 11 exons. Gene Ontology annotation, biological process: proteolysis. Gene Ontology annotation, molecular function: metalloaminopeptidase activity.
CCUGCAGACGAAGGCAUGGCGAGCACCGAGACUAGAAGGGAGUGUGAGACAGAGGGCUGCAGUAAGGACGCCAAACUUCAGUGUCCCACAUGUAUCAAGCUUGGUAUUCAAGGCUCCUAUUUCUGUUCACAGGAAUGUUUCAAAGGGAGCUGGGUGUCGCACAAGUUGCUGCACAAAAAAGCAAAGGAGGACAAGAACCAGAUUGAAACUAAGAACUGUGUGGAGAAGGACAUCAACACAGACCCAUGGCCAGGCUACCGCUACACAGGAAAACUACGCCCUCACUACCCACUGACUCCCAUGAGGCUUGUACCAAGUGACAUCCAAAGACCUGACUAUGCUGAUCAUCCCAGAGGGAUGUCCGAGUCUGAGCAGUUUCUGAAGGGAACGUCACAGAUCAAGAUUCUUUCUCCUGAGGACAUUGAGGGCAUGAGAGUAGUGUGCAAGCUGGCUCGCGAAGUCUUGGACAUUGCAGCCAUGAUGGUGAAACCAGGUGUUACAACAGAAGAAAUCGACCACGCUGUGCAUCUGGCCUGUACAGCAAGGAAUUGCUACCCAUCCCCUCUCAACUACUACAACUUCCCCAAAUCCUGCUGCACAUCUGUCAAUGAAGUCAUCUGUCAUGGCAUCCCGGACAGAAGACUACUGCAAGACGGAGAUAUCCUCAAUGUGGACAUCACCGUCUACCACAACGGUUUCCAUGGUGACCUCAACGAAACCUUCUUUGUCGGAGAGGUGGAGGAAGGAGCAAAGAAGCUCGUUCAGACCACAUACGAAUGCCUUAUGCAAGCCAUCGACUCUGUGAAGCCCGGUAUUCGUUACAGAGAGUUGGGUAACAUCAUCCAGAAGCACGCUCAGGCCAACGGCUUCUCUGUGGUGCGGAGCUACUGUGGCCACGGUAUCCACAGACUUUUCCACACCGCUCCCAACGUGCCACACUAUGCCAAAAACAAAGCAGUUGGAGUCAUGAAGCCUGGCCAUGUGUUCACCAUUGAGCCUAUGAUAUGUGAAGGUGGCUGGCAAGACGAGACGUGGCCUGACGGCUGGACGGCGGUGACCAGAGACGGGAAGCGCUCGGCUCAGUUCGAACACACUCUGCUGGUGACGGAGACCGGCUGCGAGAUCCUCACCCGCCGCUUGGAGGAGAACGGUCGAGCUCAUUUCCUGAGUCAAAUGUAGGCCGGAACCGGAGCACACCAAGGACUGGACUUUGCAGACACAGACACCCACACCUCUGGGUCUCACACGCAAACACUCGCACACACAUCUCAAACAAGAGGCACCACUCCUAGAGCUCAGUGUAACUGUGGCUCUCAUUGGUCUUUGCAUUAAAUAUCGGUUCCUCAAACUAAAUGGAAGUACUUGAAUGUGUUUUACAUCAAAUGUGGAUUGCUUUAUUAGUGAAAACUGUAUCCUUGAAGGAAAUAUGAGAGUAUUUAUAAGAUUUGGUUCUGCUUAGUGGUCGGGCUUUACAUCAGACCUGUUCUGAUCUCUGAGUCAGGGCGCCCAGAGCUUUUACCGGCUGGCUAGUUGUUGUCUGUGGUGUGUGGAGCUCAGGGCAAAUCCAACUAGUAUGGCAUGCUUCGCUUCUAUUCUCUCAUUGUCUGCUGAUGUAAUCAGACUUCAUAAGAAUUUACCAGAGAUGGACUGAAAAGAACCAGCAAUAGUAGAGACACAGGAGAAAUCCAGGGAACAGGGUCAACAAGUUGCACAAGCUCACCAACUAACUUAUUUUAGAGCUUCGACAUAACACCAGGCUGAAAACUUUGCUAACUUUAAACCACCCUGUUACCAUUUAGAAGCAGUUCAACAGCGUUUAAUACAUUGUUUAUAACACGCUGUAAAGUAGUUGUAAGCAGAUCUCAGUAUUAUUUACUUUGUCAACAACUAUAACUCCUUCUGUGGGAACCCAUAUGUAGAUGCUGGUAUUAAUUACAAUAUGGUAAAACACAGUUGUUAUUAUUUAAAAUCUGUCUUUUUAUAGAAGUUGUAAUUGUUGAUGAAUACUGUACAUUAAUAAACUCUUAGAAUGUCUUUAAAGUACAUGAAGUGUUCCCACAAAUUUGAAUUUAGAUUUCAGGAAUAGUUUGACAUUUUAGAAAAUAUGCUUAUUUGCUUUUUGUUAUCUGUAAGUUAAAUAUGAAGCUACAGCUAGGAGAUGGUUACUUCAGCAUAGCCUAGCUUAGAAUAAACACAGGAAAUGGCUAGUCUGGCUCUAUACAACGUUAACAAAAAUACAAAAUACAAUACAAAAAUUUUCUACCAGCACAUAUUUGUACAGAAGCCAAACUGGAAAAACUAAAUUGUGGUUUUAGACAGGGGUUAUAUGUGCUGCUCAGAGAAAUAGUCAUGUAAUUCCUCAUAAAACCACAGCUUCUCAUUUUUACACUUACUUAACAGACAUUAAACAAACAAAUUACAGUAUAACAUUUCAUUUAAUGAGAUUUAGUGGUGCUCUUUGUGUAUACAGCCAGGAGGCGGUUACCUUAGCUUAGCAUAAAGACUGGAGCUGGGGAAACGGCUAGCCUGGGUCUGUCAAAAGGUAAAAACAGAAUUCAUCCGGCAGCACCUCUAAAACUCACUAACCAGUGCAUAUUAUACUGUAUUUCAUUCAAUGCAAAAAGUUUUUGUAUAAAUUGUGGCUUUAUAUUAGGAUUCUGCUUUUAAUGUUUUAACUUGAAGAGUUAUGUUAGCCUUUUCCCCCUGUUUACAGUUCUUAUUCUAAGCUAGGCUAAGCUAAACUAGCUGUCUCCUGGCUAAAGCUUCAUAUUUAACAGACAGAUAUUAGAGUGGUAUUGAUGUUCUUAUCUAACUCUUGGCAAGAAAGCAAAUACAUGUAUUUCCCAAAAUGGUGAAAUAUUUGAUUAAUUUAUGUACUUGUUAUGAAAAUAAUCAAUAAUCAGCUGAUUCAGUGCUUCAUGCCAGCCUGUUGGCUAGUUAACAACAGUACCAGGCCAACUACCACCGUCAUAUCUUCCUUUCGAUAUGUCCAGUAGAAGCAGUCCAACUCAAUUGUUACAUCCUGAAUGUGGCUAUUAUUAGCGCACAGCUAGUUGAGGACGUCAGUGAUGGUUGCUAGGAGAAUUGUGAUGCAACCAAAGAGCAUCUAGGUAGAUAUCCAGAGUAAGACUAAUGACGACUGAGCUCAAAGUCAUUCAAGUGCUGAACUUGUAAAUCCUGCUUUGAGGAAUACUCCUCUGGUGUCUCGUGUUUCCAAUAGCCCUGGUGUAGCAAAUUGAGCCUUAAUGUGUGAAUCUAGGAAUUAAGAGUUGCCAGAUGUCUCGAGGCACGUUGACUGAUAUUUCCCCCAUAUCUCGACAGUCACCAUUUACCUUGAUGUGGGGAUUUUCCUGGUGUGAGCAGCAUUCAUUAUUUCUACAUUUUCAGAGGACUAAUGUGAUCACAGUUUCUCUGCCAUCUUUGUAUUUCUUCUAAUGGAGUAAUAAAUGACUCUUCUUUA